Bicyclus anynana (squinting bush brown) is the source of this 7080-nucleotide messenger RNA. RefSeq lists its product as uncharacterized. Gene Ontology annotation, biological process: chitin catabolic process; carbohydrate metabolic process. Lineage: Eukaryota; Metazoa; Arthropoda; Insecta; Lepidoptera; Nymphalidae. Gene Ontology annotation, molecular function: chitin binding; chitinase activity. The coding region runs from base 128 to 6730 and encodes 2200 amino acids. The transcript is spliced from 9 exons. The record is from RefSeq and is a predicted model, not a curated record. Gene Ontology annotation, cellular component: extracellular region.
GCGCCUAUGUCAGCGGCCGGCCGCGGCGGCACCGCCACUCGUACUGCGGUGAUCGACCGACCAACGCGCUUUUGAAAAUCGAACCGGAGAUGACAGAUUGAUUUUUUAUAUAUUUUUUUUUUAAAUUAUGUGGCUUUGGGUUCUUUGCGUGGCCACGGCCGCGGUGUUUUCGGCGGAAGGCGCAGGCGCCGGCGCCGCCCGCCUAGUCUGUUAUGUGGAGAGAGCGCGCGCUUCGGACUUCGCGGAGUGCACGCAUCUUGUCUACACGGGCGACGCUAGAGGAGAAAAACUCGACGCACUGCUAAAGGACUAUCGGAAAAACAAUCCCAGGCUCAAAAUUGUGUUGCGAGUUUCGGAGGUUGACAAGAACCUUCCCGAUCUCCUCAAGUCGAAGCACAUACAAGGUCUAGAAAUCCACGAUGCUCACAAAUCCUUCAACAAGUCCAAAGUGCUCGAGACAGUGGAAGCAGCUAGAGAUGCCAUCACCUCUUCGGGAGGUGGGCCUCUGUUCCUGGCAUUACCAGCGCACCCUGAACUCCUGGCGAAGUACUACGAUCUCCGAGCGUUGAUGAAGAAAGUCGAUCUGUUGAUGGUACAGACACACGCUCUGGGACUGGUGAAGAAGAUGACGUACCAUCCUAGUCGGUUGAGUGGCUUGUGGGAUAUGAUGAACACUGAUUCAGUAGUAGACCUCGUCGUUGGUUUGGGAGUUCCCGCCUCCAAAGUCGUAAUCAGCCUACCAGCCACAGCCAGACAGUUCACUCUCCAAAACGAAACUCUCAGUACUCCGGGAAGUCCUACCGAAGAAGACGAUCCCAAGGAAAUCGACCAGGCCGAAGUCUGCAGACUGUUGCGCAAAGGAAGGUGGACUCUUGAAAGGGACCAAGAUCUGUCAGCGCCUUAUGCUUUUAAGGACAAGACCUGGAUCUCAUUUGAAGACGCUUCAUCAGUGGACGUGAAAGGCAAAUACGCGCGUGUGAGAGGCCUCGCUGGCCUGGCUCUGUACAAGGCUGACCACGACUCCGAUACCCCCUGUGGACCGACCCUGAGGACCGCAUUGACCAAAGUGUUGAACCAGCAGAGCAGAGCGCCUAGGGCAGCUGUAUUGAGAUCUCUGGAAAACGAAAUCCUAUCAGCGCCGGGUGUAGUUGGUCGAGCAUUGGACGCUCUGCAAGUCUCCCCCUACCGCAUUACGCAAAUUGUCGACUCCGAUGGCGUCAUUCAUUCGAUCCGAGAGGAUACACGAACCGAAUUCUCCUGCUCACGACAAGGAUACUUCGUGCAUCCUCGCUCCUGCGCCAGAUUCUACCGUUGUGUUAAGUUUGAUCAACUGUCACCAGAAUACACUGUAUUCGAGUUCGACUGUCCCGAAGGUCUGGCGUUCGACUCCCGCUACGAGGUGUGCGUAUGGCCCGGCAGCUUGCCGCACUCCCAGGCCUGUCCAGGCUCGUCGGAGAUUGCUCCUGUGCCGCGGACACGGUUUAUUUGUCCUGAUCAUGAAGGUUACUACGCCGACCCAGAGAACUGUCGCUGGUUCUUCGCGUGUCUGGACCACGGGAAGGCGCCUCUGACCGCGUACGAGUUCCGCUGCCCCUUCGGUCUCGGGUUCGAUGCCGCGCGCCUCAAGUGCGAGUGGCCGUGGCUGGUGCCGGCCUGUGGGAACAUUGCGAGAUACGAAGCCGAGGCGUUCGGCUUCUCCGGUGCCGCUCUUACUGGUGCUACUGGAUUCCAAGGAAAGACUGCAGACUCUGUGAACAUUGCAGCUCAUCAGAGUUUAGUAUCUGGAGCUUCAUUUGAUAACCUCGUAGGCAUUCAGAGCGGAUUUUUAUCUAAGGAUGACGUUCUUGAUACGAAUUAUAUUGCUUCCCAAGAAGCUGCUAAUUUAGGGUUCGCUGGACCGGGCACUUACCAAAUUGAUGAUGACUUUGCUAUCGGUAGUCAUGGAGAACCUAGUGGACAUUCAUAUAAUAUAGUUGCAGCAGAUGACAUCAACAAGGGCCUCGGACUCGUACAAACCACAAAUUAUAAUGGAGGAGAGAAAUAUACAAGCGGUUCUUUAAUUCUAGACGACUACAGACUCCCAGCUAAUAGGGCGAGUACCAUUAGUGCUUCUCAAAGGCUAACCGCCAAGGCAGGAGGCGAUUCAGGAAAAUACAGAGGAAACAAUGCUUAUGUAGGUGCAUCGCCGAAAUAUGAUAGUCGGUUCAACUCUGGGGCAUACUACCGUAAAGAUAAUUCUGGUAAAUAUGUCCAUAAUCCUACAGGAGAUCGCGCAAAACCGUACGACCAUUUGGUUGUUCCUGCAGUACCUUACACUCACGUUGACACCAAAUACACACAAAGCGAUGCGUUUGACGCUGGAAAAUACAAAGGAACUACAGACAGCGGUUCGUAUAGUCAAAGUUUUUCAGGAGGUUAUGAUUAUCCAAAGCCCGCCGUCGCAUUUAAUGAGGAGCCGGGACAGUAUCAAAGUCUGUAUAAGAUCGAAGGACAACUCGAUGCAUAUACCAGUGGUACGACUGGAACUACUAGUGCUGGUACAAGCACUUAUUAUGGCAGUUAUAGUAGUGGAAAUGUUGGUGAAUAUGUCAGUGACGAUAAAGAUUAUACAAGUGCUCCUCACGUUUUAACUGCUGGGGCCGUAAGAGUGGGUCUUGUUGGAAAAACUUCAUUGGUUGACACUAAUUACGCAGAUCAAGGUAACUAUCAAAGCCAAUCUUAUAGUCAAGAUGUAGUCCAUCAAACUAAUGUUGCUGAACCUGCUGUUUCUAUAACCCAAUUUGGGACCACAGCUCAAAAUGACGGUUACAGUUAUGUUACCAACCCAACAUCCUCUGGAGUUCCAACAACUGCAACUCCUUUGCCUUUUACGACAUAUAAAACUACAUAUGUACCUACAGUGCCAAAAACUAGUAUCAAACAAGUAUUUGGCUAUACUCAACCAGCCGUCACUUUCGUUCAACCUACAUUGAUACCGGUGAAACAAGUCACACCUCAGAUUCAAGUUACUGACUAUAAUCAAGGUCAAGGCUAUGAGUAUGAAAAUAAGGAUUACUCUUCUACAUACAAUGCUGGAACAACAGGAUACGAUUACACAAAGCCUGCCGUUAAGUUUGAAGAUGGCGGUUCAUAUACUACAGCAACUCCAUCGGCUACUGUGAUUUCUUACAAACCUCAAGGAUUUGGACAUCAGCAACAAACAAUACAUAAAGUAGAAUCUGUUGGCUUUGAAUACUCAACCCCAAGACCUGUUACUGAGCAGCCAUUUAGAAAACUAGUAGCUUACACCACUGGCAUACCAGAAACUUAUGUCCAACCAACAGCUCAGUCUUACAGUCAUCAAACUUUGCACAAAGUUGAAUCUGGUAAAGUUUAUACUCCAACGGUUGAUGUGUCUAGUCAAAUUACUAAUACUGCUAUCAACUAUGAAGUUCCACAGACAGUCAUACAAUAUUCAACACCUCAGCCAGCAAUUUCCGUUCAACCUGCAGUUUCUACGUAUCAGCCACAAUCAUACAGCCAACAAACAUUACACACAGUUGAUAACAGUAAAAUUAAUACGUAUUCUCAGAGUCAACAAGCGCAAGGUUACGAAUACCAACAGCCAAGUGCUUACAUACAAAGCUCAGGUGUUGAAUACUCUACAGCAUCUCCUUCAGUUUCGUACAAACCUCAGAGUUAUAGCUCUCAAACGAUACAGACAUAUAAUACACAGCAAUAUGUGCCAGUAUCAUCUACGCCACGCCCUGUAACACCUACCCCUGUGACAGUUUAUGAAAACCCCCUUCUCAAAUAUACAGUAAAAGCAACGCCGGCAACGUACGUUAACCCUGCGUAUACCUCUCAAGCAUUCAGCCAACAAACUAUUCACAGAGAAGAUAGCAAAUCUGCAGUAGGUGGAUCAAAUGGAUAUGAAUAUGUAUCAGGUACCACAUACGAACAACCCCAGACAACUAUUUACACGACUGCCAAACCAAGUAUUGCAGUGGAACCUCAAACUUAUAGUCAACAAACUUUACAUCAGGUCGAUGCUAGCCAAGUUAAUACUUAUGAAGGUUCAUCAAAUUCAGGUUAUGAAUAUGCACAACCAGCUAUCAGAUUUGAACAAAAGUUUGUAUCAACGACACCUGCACCAAUUGUUACUUCAACGUAUAGGCCUCAAACAUAUAGAAAUAGACAAAAGGUCGUUUCAACAACAGCAUCUCCAGGUUUACUAUAUCAAUUGACCGAUGUUAGUUUAAACGAAAAUCCACUGCUAACGUACUCGCAAAAGGUUGAGCCUGUAACAUAUGUAAAACCAACUCCAUCGGUGUUUACUCAAACAUAUCAACCUGUACAGCAAACUAGGACAAGCUAUGUCACAAGACCAACUGAAUACGAAGCUACAGCACAACAAUCUUAUGUAAGUCAAGGUGGUUACUCUUACAGUCAACCAGAAUCCAAUGUUGCAUCUUCUAAUACAGCAAGUUAUUCAGAUGCAAGCGCUGUGUCCCACCAGGUGUUCCAUCAAUCCCAAAGCAGUGGAAAUGCUCAAUACCAAACUGGUAAAGAUAUUGUGUUUGUCUCAACAACGCCAUCUACACUAGUAUACGAAGAUCAUUAUGCCGAAUAUGAAGGUCCUAAGAAAGUUAACUCAUACAAAGCACCAGAUUAUUUACCUCCCAAACAAGAGUAUCAAGAAGUUACCUUCUCAACCGCUUCAACUCCAAUCUCCGAUCAAAGAAGCUCAUAUAUCAAUACUCAAGAUCAGUACGAUUACAGGCCAGCCGAUUACUCUCAACAAUUUGAAAGUUCAGCGCAAUUUAUAGAUACAAAGUCAAAUUCUGGAUCCUCUCAGUCCGUAGAAUCUGUUCAAUUUGCUUCGAUUCCUGAAACAAAGACUACUUAUCAAUAUAAUCAAGCUGAUUACCAAUCCCCCGAAGUACAGGUAGCUUACAAAGCAGAGGAAUAUUUGCCACCAGUUGUAUCAACUGAAACACCUGUAACAUCUACUUAUAGACCGCGUACUUACUCAACGACACGGGAAUAUUUACCCCCUACCACCAAAUCGAAAUAUAAUGCACCUGAAUAUUUGCCUCCAGUGGAUACUUAUAUAACACAAUCAACGGCUAAACCUGAAGUGAGCCCAUUAGAAUAUUUACCACCCUCAGGACAAACUGUAUCUCGUGUAGUAAGUUACGAGCGCUUUGGAUACAAUAACGGUGAAUCAUUAGAAUCUGAUUCUAGAUUUGGUACAUAUCAAGAUUACUCUGUACCAAGCGAAACACCUAUCAUAGUUUCGAGUACGGCAGCACCAGUUACAAGAAAACAAAACAUUGUUGUUGAAACUGCAAAGUCUAAUUUACUAGGGUUUGGCACUGUAGGCCCAGACGCCGGUUUAGUAUCAACAACUUAUACCACUGCACAACCUGCCGUAUCAAAUACUAAUAACUACUAUUUACCUCCUAAAACUGUCUCAACAACCUAUACCCCUGAGAUCGUUGAAGUCACGUCAGCACCUAGAAGGACAAAGACGAAAUAUUUAAGACCAAUUGCUAAAUCCACAACGGAACCAAACUAUUACGUCGAGUCUACAACAACAUAUCGAGCCCCAGAGUACUUACCUCCAUCAGAAGAUAACUUCCAAGAAAAUAUCGAAUCGUACAGAUACAAAAGUACAGCGGCUCCUACUAUUAACUAUAACCCAUAUCAGGAACAAGUAGUAGUAUCAACUACAUCAGUACCGAAAAGAAAGCAAAAUAUAGUAGUUGAAACAGCUAAAUCUCAGUUGCUUGGUUUUGGUUCAGUUGGUACCGAUGCUGGGUUAGUUUCGACAGGCUCUUAUUCAACACCGGGAACAGUUGAAGUAUCUUAUUCAACGGUUCCAGUUAAACAGGAAAUUAUUGAAGUGACUUCUCCCAGAGCACCCCUUAGAAGAACCAAACCAAAAGUCGCCGUUGUUACAAAAAUAAAUGAUUUCAACCCACUUUUAGUGAAGAAGUUAGGAGCUGUGUGUAGUUGCCAAUCACCUGUAUUAGUACUUAAGGGAAGAAGACCUUCAGUUCCAGAGCAAGAUAUUGACAAUUACAGCAAUGGAUAUGACGAUUCAGAAAGAGGAGAUAUUAAUGAAAACUCUUGGGCUCAAAAAGCAAUAAGAGUUUCUACUGAUCCAUCUAUAAGCACAGUGACUACUGUGUCACCUGUUACAUCUACUUUCAAUCCAAUUAUUGUUCCUGACGAUUCAUUCUAUCAAGAUUAUCAGGAUUCCAAUUACAACAUUCCAGCAGCUUCUGCUAGAAAAGACUAUUCUGAAAGUUAUGUAUCAAGCACACCCGUUAUUUCAACAACAGAAAGAGUCAGAAUAAAACCGCGCGUUAAAGCUGUAACUGUUGCUCCAACUUACAAAACCGUUUUAUUAGGCGAAAGUGUUACUCCUGAAGCGAGAGAAGAAUCAAAGGGCACUGUAACUGUUGAUUCACGAUCAUUUGAUCGAUAUGGUCCUGGUGGGUGGAGAAGCAGAGACGAAACGCUUCAGGGUUCGAUUGACUGUCAAAGAGCAGGUUUAUUCCGUCAUCCAAAACAAUGUAACAAAUUCUAUGCUUGUAGAUGGGACUGUACUAAGCAAAGAUUUACACUUCACAUCUUUAACUGCCCGAUCCAGCUAAGUUUUGAUCCAAACCUAGGUGCUUGCAACUGGCCCAGCCAGGGACCCGCUUGUCAAGGCGACACACUCCUGACCAAUUCUCUUUAAUAACGGUACAGACAUAACUACUAAUCUCAACGUGCCAUCAAAAUUGUGAUAGAUGUGAUCACGAAAAUCCUACGGUAUUUAAUUUGUAUCUUGCGUAAUUAAUAGGUUGUCUCUCUUUUUUAAUUCUCUAGGCUUAUUUAUUUGUUUGAUUGUUUUAAUGUUAAUUCAUAGUUAUUUAUUACUCAUGCUCUUUUGAAGCUUGUGCUCACAAAGCAUAACGAUUUCGGCAUUGAUUGAACAUAAGUUACCAUUGUCUAGUUCAUUUAGUAUAUGACGUUUUGUGAAGUUGAAGAGUCAUUAUUACAUUUCUAUAAAACGCUAUAAUGUAAAUAUAUCAUUUUAUUCAUUUA